GCAAAAGUGAGAGACCAGCUCGCACGAAGUCAUCACCUUGGUCCUUGAAGGGGCGCGCAUUGGCACUAGACGGCCAUCAAAAGAUCCUCUGUAGACGUUUCUAAGUGACCAGCUCACUGAGAAGUAGAGGCUGAUAGCCGCCACCAAGAUGCAGAAAUGGCUGGUACUAGACGGGCGGUUCCAUGAAGAACAGCGAAGGCGCUGGCUGGUCACAGGGUUUUCUGGUAAGAUGCUGCAAGCUGCUGGCGUGUCUUCGUGCUUAAAGGUCAGGGGAUGAGUUUUGACAGCUAGACCAACGCAAACAAACCAGCAGCAUGAGAAUUAACUCAAUCGACUCGGACAUCAUGAAGAAAGGACCGUAUGCCGGCGAUGUCUCCGCUCUGGCCCUUUUGUCCUGGCCGGAGGAAGGUCCACACAACCGAUCGGACAAUGGCGGGUUGAAUGAGGCGGAGGCCUCUGCAUUCGAGUGCGACAAGAGGACACGGCCUACGCUGCUCGUUGGGAUGGGGUCCCAGCUGCUGUGGUACGACCUCCUGUCAAGCCAGCUCCUUCUGAACCAGUCAGUCCUGGACGGAGUAAGAGUGCACGGCAUUCACACCGGCAGCAGUCACACCACCUCACCAUCGGCUCCGCCCCUCUCCCUUCCCAUUCAGUCAGCCACCAGAAGUCCCUCCACAGAUUUCCUUCACAUUCAAACAGCUGGCUCUGCCAUACCACCCCUUUCAGAACUUCGAACAGAGACACUCAGCCCCCCAUUGUCCAUCCAGCAACGAAAAGAUGCAGCCAGGGCUCUUUUGGCCGUGUUUGGCGAGAAGCGCGUGAAAGUCCUGGAGGUUUGGGGGAGUGCUUUCACCCAGGAUUGUGGGGGAGUAGCUGGUGUAGACGUCCUCAGGGUGCUGCCGCGGUUCUCAAGCUGGGUGUUUGACGCUAAGCUGCUCCCGCUCGAGUCCAGCCCAACCGGCCUGCUUGCCGUGGGCCUUGGCAACAACUCCGUCCGGCUGUGGGACUGGCGAACAUCCAUUGAGCUGCGGACCGUUGCUUGCACAUCGGAGUGCCUGCUCUACUCCAUGGCGCUACAUGGGGACUCGCUCGCUGACCUGGCGGUUGUGGCUGGGACGAUCUACAACGAGGUCCUGGUCUGGAAAGUUGACUCGCCCAACACCCAGGGGUGUGAAAAAGCGUUGUCAACUUCAUCCCCGCCCCCUUCUACCUCACGAGCCGAGCCGAUUCACACUCUGCGGGGCCACGAAGGCUCCAUCCACCGGGUUUGCUGGUCGCCCGAUGGUUCCAAAGUGAUGUCCGUUUCGGACGACCGUAGCGCCCGGGUUUGGAACCUGGCCCCCGGUCAGCCUGGAGCGGAAGCCACUGCUGGACCGGUUCUCUAUGGGCACACUGCACGGAUCUGGGACUGUCUCGUCCACGAUCGGUUCAUUGUGACCGCCAGCGAGGACUGCACAUGCCGCAUCUGGACCCCCGACGGCGCGCUCGCGUCCGUCGUCCGCGGCCACACGGGCCGCGGGAUUUGGAGGGUUGUCUUCGAGCCGCGGCUCUGCGCGCUCGUGACGGGGGGGGCUGAUUCCGCGGUCAAGCUACACCCCCUGAGCGACACUUUGGGCGGAUUAGGGAAUACGGAGAAUGGGAGUGCGGCAGAGGAAAGUUUCGUGCUUCGGAAUGGGCCGGAAAGUUUGGUGAAGACUGGGGGAGGCAAGAAAGAGAUCACGAGCAAGAGCGAGUUCGUACGGUGUCUAGCCGUCGUCGGCCCCAACUGCGUCUACGUGGCGACGAACCGGGGCUACCUGUACAGAGUCGACCUGGACGGGGAUCGCGACACGUGGCAUCCGCUGAUCGAUCCAGAGAAGGAGCCGGGGGGCCCGAUCGUCUCCCUUGCCGUUCGCGUGCAGCGGCACAACGCCGAAGCGACGGUCGGGGCGACCAGCGAAGGGGAGGUUGGCGGGGCCGAGUCGCUCUCGACUUCGGACAGUGUCAACGGUUUGGAGUGCGCGCAGACGGGGUCCUGUAGGGCGACGAACAGCGCAGGCUUUGUAGGAGAAGGGUCGCCCUUUGUUAGUAAGAGAGGGAAACGGGAAGCAAGCGGAGGAGAGGUGCACAACAUUCUCUGGGGGGACUACCGGGGCAGGGCAACUGCUGCCUACUAUUCGUUUUCGGACGGGUUCGAAGCUCGGUCUAGUUCUCAGCGUGACGGUGGGAGCCUCCACUCAGCCUUGAAUAGAGGGCACGACGCUUCGGACAUUCGGACGGGACAGCAGAUUCGGUCAGAGGCUGGCAGCGCGUCAGGUGCUGCUGACGAGAAACAAGAGACGGCAGAAUUGGGAAGCGUAUCUCAGAAGUCGGAGAGCGUUGGAGCAUCGCAGCCGUCGACCGCCGAAACGGACUCAGCGCGGAGGGAAGUGCAAGAGGUUCUGCGGAUCGAGUGGCAGGCCCACGAGCUGCGGAACCUUUUAGGGGUCUUCUGGGCGGACUCGCUCGGGUACGAGUGCGCAUUCACAACGAACGCGACCGGGGGGAUCUCUUGGUGGCGGGUGGCAAGUGUGAAUACGGGGGCGGGCGUGGGCGGGGCGGUGCUACUAGGCCGGUGCCAGUCGCCAUUUUGGAUCCGGGUGGUGUGCCUGAUGGUGGAUGAAGAACGAGAGAACCUGCUGUGCGGAGACCAGAAGGGGAAUCUCGCCGCCUUCGCCCUUCCGCCGCCCCUCGAGGGCGACCACGAAGCCUUAGACUUGCAGCUGACGGGCGCCCUGAAAGCCGCUCACGGCAUUUCCGCCAUUCCGCUGGUAACUUUUCCAUCCGGAACGACGUCCGGAAGCAGAGACCGGACGGUCACGACCGUCGGACGCGACGGCUGCAUCUGUACACACCUGCUGCAGCCGCCGCCGGAACUAGAGACGGGGAGAAAAGUGCACGGCGGACCGCUCGCACCAGGGACAACGGCGGUGACCCAUGGGGUGUUAGAGACUCAGAAGCUGAAAGAGGCAUCCCUCGAAACGGGGGAGGCAGCGACGGGGCGAGGCGAAAUGUCUGUAGAGAACGAGAAAGUUGAGACCUUGGAAAGCACGAAGCUUUUGGGCGAACCCCUUAGCGACGGCGUCGAGAUGAAGAGAGCCGGAGGCUUCGUUUCGGGGUCGAUUCGGGAGCCUAAGCACAGCUCUGACGAUGUAAAGAUUAGUGCCCCGUUAACCCCGAACCGUAACGGGGUUAACGAGGCGACUACAGUCGAAUCCACGGUUUGGCUGACCUGCACGCGAGUUGAGCGCGUCAGUGCAAUCCCCUCCAUAGAAUGGACCGGCUUCUUCGGAACUGACCCACCACUAACCCGCACGCUUCAUCGAUUGUCCCCGCUAGAAACAGCUCCAACCCAAUAUAGUCAGACUGUAACCCCUCAGAUCAGCCAGCCCCUUCCUGAGCGCAGAAGGGGGUCUUCAGAGACGGUCAUCAACCCGAGACGGUUAGCGGCCGGGUUUUCUGCAACCGAGUUCAUUGUCUGGGACCUAGAGCAGCAGUCAGAGGUGAUUAAGGUAACCUGCGGCGGCUGGCACCGCCCGCACAGCUUCUGGAUCGGACGGCCGGGAGGGCGCCACGUCAGCACGUACUUUGCGUACGUAAAGGAUGACGUCAUCCACGUGUUUCGGAAGGGCUGCGUGGGGCCUUCAGAGUCGGCUUCCAUUUCGCGGCAGGCAAUUCCGGCCGAGGGUGCUGAGUCUGGAUUGCUGAACCUGGCAGCAAAUGUUGAGAGGGGCUCUGAGCUUUUGGCGAGCCCGAAGGGGCUGCAGUCCGCGUUUCACGGAAGGGAGCUUCACACAGCGAAGUUUCUACCCGGUCCAAGGGGCCCGGGCCGCUGCGUGGUGACCGGGGGAGAAGAUGGGACGGUCCGAAUCACCAGGUUCUUGGACACCAACGGGCGUCGGAGCCUCUCGUCAGCUGUCCUCGGCGAACACGUCCGAGGCGCAGCCAUCCGGACCUGCGCCGUCGUCGCCCCUAGAAACAAAACCCUUCAGACCCCGAAAGCCAAUCGUCGUUCACCGCCCACAAGCAGCGGCGCAUCUAGGCUGGGCGGAGAAGAGUCAGGCGACCAGGGGGAUCCCCCGGGGCCCUGUGUGGUGUUUACCGCUGGCGCGAAGGAAGUGCUGACAGCUUGGCUGCAUGCAUGGGAGCCGGAAACAGGGCCUUCUGCAAAAGGCCCUGUUUCGGGCGGACUCGCUGGGAACGGUUUAUGCGAGGGGUCGGACGUGGGAGGCCCUGUAAGAGACCGCGGCGAAAGAGGUGUGAAAUUGGGGACGGCGGACAAUGACAAAACAGGGCCUUCAGAGAGCCAAGGGGAUGAUGCCGGGGGCAUUAACCGGAGUGGUGAAAGGUGGGCGCACUCUUGGCGGUGGCUGAGUACCCACGACGAGAGCCGAGAAGCGGUCGAAAACCGGGUUCGGACGGCGAACACUUCCAACACCCGAGCGCUGGAAGCGUCCGAAACCGGAGUGCAAGUGCGGGGCGUUUCUUCUGGUCCGGAGACCGAACCGCCGUCGUCUACGCCCUCCUCUUCGCCCGAGAACACAGUGCCUUCUGCGGACGCGUCGCCUGUGUCCGUACCCGCAGUGCCGUCAUCGGACGGCCUCCUUGCACUCAGGACCGCAUCGCCGUCAUCGGACAGCUCCCGUGCGUCCAAAACCGGACUCCCUUCUCCGGACGCCUCCCAAGGGUCCGUAGAAGUGAACUCGUUACCAGACCGGAACGGUUCCGCCAACCCUCCCUCGACACCGAAAGCUUCGAACUCGAAAGCGGGGCCGCGGAGAAAGUGGGCGGAGAAGGACGACCAGCGGUACUUAGCAGUGACCGCGUUCUCCACCGGGAGCUUCGCUGACGGCAGCAUGACGUGUUUCGUGGUGACGGCCAGCGCGGACUCCCGGCUCGUGCUCCGGGCGUUUCACCCGGCCUCCAGAACCUGGCACUUGCUCGCCCGGUUGGAACAUCACAAGUGCCCGGUUCUCAGCCUGGACUGGGUUUCUCACCCCACGUCAACCCUCCUCCAGAGCACUGCCGACAAGUACCCGGCGCAGUCGACAGUUUUGAACUCCUCAAAAGACGCGCUAGGCUUCCCCUCAGACCCUUUAUCGAACGGUCCUCAGAGCGGAAAUGAUAGGAAGACGAAAAUCUGGAAGCUCUUCACACGGUCCGAGGAAGCUAUCCUCGUCGUCAGCGGAGCAACGGACGGCAGCCUCGCGUUUUGGGACGUUUCCGAGCCCGUCCAGUCGUUCUGCUCCACGUGGCAGGAGCGUGUCGCGGCGGUUUCGGUUCGGGGGGGUAAUUCCAGGCCGCCCACGGGGAGGGGCAGCGCGGGGGGCGGUGGCGUGCGGCGCUUGACGGGGCCGCGGAUGUCGAAACGCCGGAAGACUAAGAUGGCGAAAGCGGCGGCAUCUGCUUUGGGGGGAAGAACAGAUGGUACAAUUGACGGCUUGGAGUUGGGCUUGGGUGAGAGCGAGACGGGAGGAGAGUUUGACACUGUUGAUGGUGAGGAGGCUGUAAAUGGGCUAGCCGAGGAGUCGCUGUGUCAAGAGGGAGGGGAGCGGAAAAUUACAGACGGGUUCGGCGAGGAUUCCGGCGAGCUGCCGGAAAGGUUAGAAGACGCAGAAGGGGGUUGUGUUGGGGGCAACGAAGCAGGCCACCGGACCCCCGGAAACGGGGAGAGUGCGCUAGAGUUGGCCCCGACACCUGAAGCCCCAGUUACGAGUUCCAGCAGAGAGGCCCGUGAGGGUUUGAAGAGUCCCUCUCUUCCGGGGGGGUUGAGAAACGGUGCGGACAAGGGGGGUGCUGACGGUCCAGAAGUCCAGAGUUCGGCGCCCAUUCACACAGUCGCGAGCUUGGCACCCGUGCUGAUCGUAGAUGGGGCGCACCAGUCCGGUGUGAACGGGCUUAGCGUGGCGGCUGUCAGUGCUGACGUGAGCGACGCCCCUGCUGACGUCAGAGGUUCUGGGCGGUACGUUGCUGUGAGCGGAGGCGACGACCAAGCAAUCCACACCGUUUAUUUUUGGGUCGGUGUGAAUGCGCACGGGGCGGUUGAGGUGCGGCUUGAUGGCAAACGGUCGCUGCCACUGGCGCACUCGUCCGCGGUAAAAGAUAUCUGGACCGACGGCUCGUACGCCUUCUCGACCGGGCUCGACCAGCGUCUGCGCUGCUGGCGGCUCGAGGCAGCACGUUCCUCCCCCCAAAAGCGCCCUGCCACGUACCCCCCGGGAGCAGCGCCCGGGAUUUCCCCGUCACCUUCAUUGUCAAACGGCCAUGGUCCGCACGGCUCUUCUGUGGACGGCAAUCCUACUGACGGCUAUUCGGACGGUCAACUUGUAGAGGUGUCUGCGUGCGUGACGGACGUGCCGGAAGCGGCCGCGCUUACAGUUGAACGAACUGCCAGGGGGUCCUACGCUGUUGCCGUCGGUGGUCGGGGGUUACAAUUCUUGGAGGACGGCAGCGAGGACGGCAGCGAGGAGAGCUUCCAAGAGACUACUGAGGACGAGACUAAUGAGGAGGUGCAAGAAGAGGAAGACGAGAAAGACUAUAGAAGGGCAAUUCUAGCUGCAGUGAACAGCGUUGAGAGGCCGGGGAGCUUUGUGGUAAAAGGCAGUCUGGAACUUUACGCGCCUCCAGGACUUGUGCUUCCAGAGCUUGGUCUGGUCAGCUUGCCCCUCAUCUCUCAGCAGGCAGAAGCGAUUGCCAAGCUGUGUUUCCAAGCACCUUUUGGUCGGAGAGAAGCCACAGUCUAUGAUCCUGAGGUCCGCAAGUGCCUGCAGCUUUCUCCAGACCAGUUCCAGCUCACAAAUUUCCGCUGGGAUGCCCAAGUCCGGAGCAUUGCUGGAGGAGACAUCAGGCGGGAUUUAGGACUACCUGAAAAGGUGUCCGUCGUACCUGAGCUGUACAAGCUACUCUUGUAUGAAGUUGGAAGCCACUUCGUGCCUCAUCGAGAUACGGAGAAGAGCGAAGGGAUGUUUGGCACACUGGUUGUUGUGUUGCCGUCAGCACAUUCUGGAGGGGAGUUGAUCGUCCGCCAUGCCGACAAGGAGAGCAUGUUUGAUUCGGGCAAGCAGAGCCUGCACUGCGUCCACUACUGCGCCUUCUUCGCCGACUGCGAGCACGAGAUCCGUCCCUUGAAUGAGGGCUACCGCCUGGCCCUUGUGUACGAUCUGGUAGCACAGAAUACGGCACAGAUACUGACGCCUGCAGACAAUCGCACAGCGGUCCAGCAUAUUCUGGGGGCGGUCGAGGCUUGGGGCGAAGACGAGGAAGGCCCUGAUAAGCUGGUGAUGCCCUUGGCACACAAGUACUGCACAAAGAGCCUCGCCUUCGGAAGCCUCAAGGGCACUGACAUUGUCACAGUUGAAACGAUACUGCAAGCACUUGAUGCCAGUGUGGGGUCGACCGAAACGAGCUUCCAAGUGUCUCUUGGUAUGCUGAAGAAGCGAGAGUACGGCUUCACAGACAUAAUUGUUGACGAGACAGAAGUGCUCCCUGAAGACGCGCUGCGGCACUAUGCGUGGGACCAUUACGACGUCGAAGAAGCCACCGGGAACGAGGGGGCUUCGAUGGACCGAUGGUACCACCACGCAGCGCUCGUUCUUUGGCCCCAUGCCAAAUACUGGAAGGUCAAAUGCGCCAACGACCUGGAGGGCGCGGUUGAGAAAGCCGUUCGUUUAGCGGGGGACAUCAAAGAUCUGCCGCCUGAAUCGGAGGAGACAAAGGACAUGGAGCGCGCGCUUGACGCCCUAUGCCAGGCUGGGGCAGACCUUGGUCCAAGCCAGGCAACUGAUGUGGCCAGGUUUAUCAUCGAGCAUGGAGUUGCUGAGAUGGCGGAGAUUCUGAUGGGUACGCUCCCCAUCUCCUCCGCGGCUGACGUCACCGUGUUCCUCGGAAGCCACUUCGGCUGGGCGUCUCUCGAGGCCGCUGUUACGGGCGUUUUCGAGCGAGCGUGCACUCCCUCAAGCCUGGCACUUUGCUUCGACCUGCUUCUCCGGAUCGCCCCGUCAACCGGCAGUGCCGCCGACGUCGUAACGGGGGAGCACUCGGACCAAGCCCCUGUGAACCCCAAAGCUGGUCAACCGCUCAAACCGCGCAGCCCCUCAGAGCUUGGAGCCACUCCACGUGAACCGGUCUACCAACAACCGGUCGGGGCCACUGUUUUGCAGCCUCCUGGGGGCGAAGCAGCCGUUGAGGACGCGAGCGACAGCUGCGUGGAGAGUGCUGACGACGAGGGGAGCGCGCGCGAGCGGGCAGACAUGUGCGCGCGCAUCGUGCCCCUGCUGGUCGCCACGAUCUGCAAGGGCCUACCCCGGGCAACCGCGCGGCCGUACUCCUACUCCGCGCCUACCAAGUUCUGCCUUACGGACGUCGCAACGGCGUCCGCAUAUGCCCGGGUCUUGGAUCGUUUCGGAGCUGACGCGUGGCAGCCUGCCACCCCCAUCUUGAUAAAAGAGCAGAUCGGGUUUGCUUUCGCGGCGGUUCCCGAGAUGCUCUCUCAGUUGGUCGGCGUAGAGAGCCGGGGCCCAUCGCAAGCGGAGCUGACAGCGCCCGGUAAAAUGUCCCCCGGGGCGACCAUCCUGUGCCAGAAUCUGGCGAGCGCGUUCGUGGCAGAGCUGCUGGCCGAUCUCCCUGCGUUUCCUAAUCCGUCGGGUUACGGCGGCUACGGAUACAUCCAUAGCGCGGAUCGCUCCUCCACCUUCGUCACCGCUUCGCUGAAGGCUCUGCACUGUCUUGCCGUUGAACCAUCCGUUCUCGACCAGGUUGCAGCCCACUUUGUCGCCAACCCCAAGUCUUACUGCAUAGACAACGCACUUCUGCCGGCGAUCAGGCAGCUCUCCGACUGGCUGGGACACGCGGCGCCGCACACGUCCUGGUUCGUCACCCUCUGGCGGGCGUGUGUGAAUGCGCUCGAGGCGAGGGCGGCGGCGCGGCCGGCUGAGCCGCGCACUUGGGCGCUCCCCGCACUUUGUGGCUGCCCGUGUAGCCAAUGCCGACAGCUGACGGAAUUCUGUCGCAAUCCUGUUCGCACAACCAUAAAGCUGCCCGUCGCGAAGCCCAUCAAGAAGCACGUGCAAAACUCUAUUGAAAGUCACAAGCUGCCCCUUCAGAUCGUCGGGGGCUUCGAUGGGGGGUUCGGCAACCCCUUGGUGGUCCAAAAGAACGGCUCCAGAGGUGCCCCGGACGAGGAGGCGCUGGAAAAGUAUCCAGCGCAGAAGGCAGCCUACGAGCGGGAUGUCAAGACUCUAUUGGAGCUGAGAGCGCUGAGCGGGGCCGUAAUGCAAGAGCGAACACCAAACACGCUGCUGCAGAGCAAGAAUCUGAAUGGGCAGAAGAACGAACAGCAUGUAGAUAAGCGAGCAAGGGUUGUAAUUGAUCUAGGUGACGAGUGAAUGCGAGAGGGUUUAGUGCUCCAUAUUUGAACUCUUUAGAGUUCCUUUGCAUUCCAACAUACCGCCACAGCCUCGAGGGGUGACCUGAGGCGGGUUGUCUGUACAGUAAGUCUCGCUGAUGUAAUUGUGCAGAACGCCAUCACCUUCAAGAUCACGGAAGACCGUUCGACAUGAGAUCCCCUUUGUACGAUUAUUGUGUAUCUACAAAGGAGGUCUUGGAAGCGAAACCUGUUAGGCUGUACUGAGCGAUGUUGCGAUUGGACGCCCGAAAAGAUGUUAAAACAGUGAAAGCACGUUGAUUUUAGAAGUUUGCUAGCCGGUACGUACAAUAUGUCAAAGAGGGGAACCAGGUCACCUGAUGUCAUCUUGCCAGGUCACCUGAUGCCAUCAUGCCAGUGUGAAACUGUGAUGGGUAAACAUGAC
Messenger RNA from Klebsormidium nitens, 9824 nucleotides. The record is from the annotation of a GenBank genome assembly. NCBI's taxonomy places the organism in Eukaryota, Viridiplantae, Streptophyta, Klebsormidiophyceae, Klebsormidiales, Klebsormidiaceae.